AUGCCGGGAGCCGGGGCUCGCGCGAGGCGGGCGGCGCGCAAGUCGACGGGCGGCAAGGCCCCGCGCAAGCAGCUGGCCCCCAAGGCGGCCCGCAAGAGCGCACCGGCCACCGGCGCCGUCAAGAAGCCGCACCGCUACCGCUACCGCUACCGGCCCGGCCCGGUGGCCCCGCGCGAGAUCCGGCGCUACCACAAGUCCACGGAGCUGCUGACGCGCGAGAUCGCGCAGGACUUCAAGACCGACCUGCGCUUCCAGAGCUCGGCCGCCAUGGCGCUGCAGGAGGCGUGCGAGGCCUACCUGGUGGGGCUCUUCGAGGACACCAACCUGUGCGCCAUCCACGCCAAGCGCGUCACCGUCACGCCCCAGGCCAGCCAGCCGGCGCGCCGCAUCCGCGGGGAGCGCGCCUAG
Messenger RNA from Canis lupus familiaris (dog), 408 nucleotides. It is a transcript of the gene H3-4, whose product is annotated as H3.4 histone. The record is from RefSeq and is a predicted model, not a curated record. Gene Ontology annotation, molecular function: DNA binding; protein heterodimerization activity; structural constituent of chromatin. Gene Ontology annotation, cellular component: nucleosome. NCBI's taxonomy places the organism in Eukaryota, Metazoa, Chordata, Mammalia, Carnivora, Canidae.